AUGGCAGCAGCCUAUGCAGCUCUUCGUUCUCUUGAGCAAACCAUAGACCAGAUACAGAGUCACCCUCGCCCUCCAAUUUCUCUUGACAAGACAAAAACUAAAUCUCUCACUGAAAUUAUCAUCUUCUUGCUUCACUUUCUCGAAAAAUAUUCUCUUGUCGGCAGCCAAGAAGCAGAUGUGCUGGAGGCACGUAUGGCCGAUACAGCUUAUGCGGCAGAAGAUUUGAUCGAAUCCCACAUCGUCAAUCAGAUUCAAGCUCUUUCCGGAAAUCUUCAUUACGACAGCGACUGGUCAAGUGAGUCGUCGAGUGAAGAUCUAAAGAAAGUGACAGAUGAAAUGGAACUCAUUAAGACCGUUGGUGGUGAUGGUGUUGGUGGUUCAUUAAGUGGAUCUUCUUCAUUGGGGCUCAACAAUCAGAUUCAAGCGCGUGCGGAAAAUCUCAAUUCCAAUGAUGACGUGUCGAGUGAAGAUCUACAGAAAGCGACAGAUGAAAUGGAACUCAUUAAGAACGUUGACGGUGAUGAUGUUGGUGGUUCAUUAAGAGGAUCUCCUUCAAUGGGGCUCAACAACAAGAUUCAAGCUGGUGCCGCCAAUCUCAGUUCCAAUGUUGACUUGUUGUACGAAGGUCUACAGAAAGUGACAGAAGAAAUGGAACUCAUUAAGAAUGAUGUUACAGAAAUUCAAAUUCAAAAGUUGGGAAUCAGAAAGUUUUCAUCACCUGCCACUGGUGGUUCAUUUAGAGGAUCUCCUUCUUCACUGGGGCACACGGUCACUUCCGUGGUAGGAUGUGAUGAUGUCAUGUUUGCCGUCAUGGACAAGUUGACUAGCCAACACUCCAGCCAGAUCAUCGCAAUAGUAGGAAUGGGCGGCAUUGGUAAGACCACUCUUGCUAAGAGUAUAUAUGUGAAUCUGCUUAUUGUGCAACACUUUGAUUUACGUUGUUGGGCCACGAUUUCUCAAGACUAUGAUUCGAAAGAAAUUCUCUUUGAAAUCCUAAAUUCUUGCAUGAAAACUCAAGACAGUAGGGAAAACUUGAGAAUACUUAGUGAAGAUGAGUUAGGAGAGAAGUUGCACAAAACUUUAUAUGGCAGAAGGUAUUUGGUGGUGAUGGAUGACAUGUGGAACAUCGAGGCAUGGAACAAGGUGAGAUUCUACUUUCCGGACAAUGGUGAAGGGAGCAGAAUAAUGAUAACCACUAGGCUGUCAGACCUGGCUUCUGAGUUGACUGGUUCGUGCGGACUGCAGAAGAUGAGUUUUCUAAAUGAUGUAAGCAGUUGGAACCUAUUCUGUAAAACUGUGUUUGGGGAAGAUGGUUCCUGCCCUCCCAAACUGGAGGAAAUGGGACAGAGAAUCACGAAAUCCUGCAAAGGGCUUCCCCUAUCAAUCAAAGUGAUUGGAGGUCUGCUGUCACAGCACAAAGAAUCGCACGAAUAUUGGGAGUACGUCAUCGGAAACUUCAACGCAGUCUUGAAUUCAGAGGAUGACAAGCUCUGUUCAAAAAUACUAAGCCUGAGUUAUAUGGAGUUGCCCAUGCACCUAAAGCCUUGUUUUCUUUACAUGGCAGUUUUUCGGGAAGAUGGUGUGAUUCCUAAAUCAAAGCUCAUCAAGCUGUGGGUUGCGGAGAGAUUUCUCAAACCAAUUACUGGAAAAAUUAUGGAGAUGGUUGCAGAAGAAUACUUGGGGGAUCUUUUGAAUAGAAACCUCAUCUUAGCUCACAAAAUGGGGAUCACAGGGAGUAUAAAAUCUUUCAAAAUCCACGAUCUCCUGAGGGACCUGUGCAUAAAAGAAGCUGAGAAAAACAAGUUUAUGUGCAUAAGAAGGGAAGAUGAUCCCAGAAUCCCGCAAGACUUCCAAAGCCAACGACGCAUUGGUUUUCAUCCGAGCAUGAGCAGUCAGUUCAAUACAGAAAUUGGCCCCUUGCAAUCUUCUUCACUUCGUUCUCUAUUAUGGGAUUGUCAGAAAGUGUCUGUGAGAUUAAGCAACCUUAGUUUCAAAUUAUUGAGGGUAAUAAUGAUGAUGUCUCCCGCCUCUUACAUGCAUUUAGUGAUGAAAAGAAUUACGUGGCCUGCCAACUCACGGCUUCUUUAUGUUGUCAACUCUUUCUUUAGCACAUCCCCUUUCUCAGCUUACCACCCCUGGAAUCUACAGAUAUUGGCAUUAAGGUGUGAAUGUGAUACAGAAAUUGACAUUUGGAAAAUGCCUCAGCUUAGGCAUGUCAAGAGUGACAAUGGUUUGCGCCUCCCGGAUCCGACUCCUCAACACGAGGAAGGCGGUGAUUUGUUAGUAAUUUUGGAGAACCUACAGACGCUCAAGACAGUAGUGAAUUUCAAGUGCAGUGAGGACGUGGUCAAGAGAAUUCCCAACAUCAAGAAAUUGGCGUUACAAUACAGUGUACCCCACAGAGAAGAUUACUGUCUCAACAAUCUAUGUCACUUACAAAAGCUGGAAACCCUUCAUUGCAAAUAUUACUUCGAAACACAAGAUUCAAGUGAAUGGCUGCUUCGUAGUUGGUUCUUACAAUCUUCAAGUAAAUCACUGCUUCGUAGUUGGUUCCCUGAAAUAAGACAAAGUGAACCGGAUUGGGGGCUCAGCUUCCCAAAUUCACUCAGGAAGUUGACUUUAGAGGGCAUUCAGAUGAGUUGGGAAAAGGUGGGGGAGAAGAUAGGCUUGUUGCCACAUCUUCAAGUGCUUAUACUAUGGAGAUGCUCGUUAGAACGUGAAUGGGAAACCGUCGAGGGUCAGUUCAGCAGGCUCAAGUACUUGCGGAUUGUGAGCUGUGAUGAUCUGAUACAAUGGAGGACAUACAGCACACACUUUCCGUGCCUCGUGAAACUUGUUCUUCUGAGUUUAGACAACUUGGAGGAGAUUCCUCGGGAGAUUGGAGAUAUAACGACACUUGAGUCGAUCGAGGUGACUUUUUGUAAGCACUCUGUCUUGGCCUCUGCAGAGGAGAUACUAACGGAACAACAUGAGCUAGGGAAUGAAAGUUUACGACUCUUUGUAGACACUCUGCCUUGGCCUCGGCCCUCGGCAGAGGAGAUUCUUGAGAAGGAAAGUUUUCGAUUCAACUCAUUCAUUCCCAUCUAA
Messenger RNA from Striga asiatica, 3087 nucleotides. Lineage: Eukaryota; Viridiplantae; Streptophyta; Magnoliopsida; Lamiales; Orobanchaceae. The record is from the annotation of a GenBank genome assembly.